Molecule: messenger RNA, 8496 nt
Organism: Photinus pyralis (common eastern firefly)
Lineage: Eukaryota; Metazoa; Arthropoda; Insecta; Coleoptera; Lampyridae
Gene: Dscam1
Product: Down syndrome cell adhesion molecule-like protein Dscam2
Exons: 29
Coding region: 30-6956 (2308 amino acids)
Biological process (GO): dendrite self-avoidance; homophilic cell-cell adhesion; axon guidance
Cellular component (GO): axon; plasma membrane
Molecular function (GO): cell-cell adhesion mediator activity
Source: RefSeq, a predicted model, not a curated record
GACUGGUCGGUCCAGAAAGCUCGCGCAAAAUGCGAUCUCAUACCUUGUGCAUAUCCACAUUAUUAACAUUACUAGUGUUUGUGUCGGCUGAAGAUGAUACCGUCGGACCGGUAUUCGUUCGCGAACCCCCAAACCGAAUCGAUUUCUCCAAUACAACGGGCGCGGUGGUGGAGUGCAGUGCACGUGGUCAUCCCCCUCCGGAAAUAAUAUGGGUUCGUUCCGAUGGCACGGCGGUUGGAGAUGUCCCAGGAUUACGGCAAGUUUUGGCCAACGGCAACCUGGUCUUCCCGCCCUUCCGCGCCGAAGACUACCGCCAAGAAGUACACGCUCAGAUCUACGCCUGCCUCGCGAAGAAUUCCGUUGGAUCGAUCCACUCGAAGGACGUCAACGUGCGUGCAGUGGUAAAUCAGUUCUAUAAAGCGGAAAUCCUGACCGAGUACGUUAUCCGAGGGAAUACCGCGAUUCUGAAAUGUAGCAUACCGUCUUUUGUUGCCGAUUUUGUUCACGUCGAAUCUUGGAUCGACGAUUCCGGAAAGAUACUCACAGUAUCGAACGAUUACGUGGUCGCACAAACCUACGAAGUCGAAGCGGACAAUGAAUACGUUAUACGUGGAAAUUCGGCCGUAAUGAAAUGCGAGGUGCCCUCUUUUGUAUCUGAUUUUGUUGUCGUCGAGAACUGGCAAGACUCUCGGGGCAACACUUACUUACCAGGAUCGGAUUAUGUGGUUAAUCAAUAUUUCGAAGCUCAAGUGUACGAUGUCUUCGUUAUAAAGGGAAAUACCGCAAUAUUCAAAUGUCAAAUACCAUCCUUUGUUUCCGAUCACGUCGAUAUAAUUUCAUGGCAAGACAGUGACAAAAAUAAGUAUCUUCCACCCGAUGAUAGUCAAUACGACAGCAAAUAUUUGGUCCUUCCAUCCGGCGAAUUGCACAUACGCGACGUGGGACCCGAAGAUGGAUACAAGACAUAUCAAUGCCGCACCAAGCAUCGACUAACCGGCGAGACCAGACUUAGCGCAACCAAAGGACGAUUGGUCAUCACCGAGCCCGUCGGUGUUAAGACGCCCGUCUUUUCCUCCGACAAUCUUAUCAAUGCUUUCGCACGGAAUUUCGGUCAAAGUUUCGCUCUUUUGUGUCAGGCGCAAGGGUUUCCUGUUCCGAGGUUCAGUCAGUUUUUCUUAGAGCCGAUCGGUAGUAAAGCUCCCGCUUUCUCGACUUCCGCCAAAAGUUCAACGUACGAAAUGAAGUCGGGCGGCAGUUUUUCAUUGCUUUGCCCUGCCCAGAGCUUACCGGUGCCAGCGUUCAGGUGGUACAAGUUCCUAGAAGGUACAACUCGCAAACAAGCCGUCCAAUUAAACGAUAGAGUUAAGCAAGUAGCCGGUACCUUAAUUAUUCGUGAAGCAAAAGUCGAAGAUUCCGGAAAAUACCUAUGCGUCGUUAACAACUCUGUCGGUGGCGAAAGCGUCGAAACCGUACUCACCGUUACCGCCCCUUUGAAGUCCUCCAUAGAACCGCAAGUGCAGACCAUUGAUUUCGGCAGACCCGCGGUUUUCACGUGUCAUUUUGAAGGUAACCCGAUUAAGACGAUCAGCUGGUUGAAAGAUGGCAAACGUCUCGAUCAUCACGAGGCUAUCCUAAGAAUCGAGGCCGUGCGAAAGGAGGAUAAGGGAAUGUACCAGUGUUUCAUUAGAAACGAUCAGGAAAGUGCCGAAGCGACCGCCGAGCUGAAGUUGGGCGGCCGAUUCGAGCCUCCUCAAAUUCGUCACGCCUUCGCCGAAGAAACCCUGCAACCCGGCUCUCACGUCUUUCUGAAGUGCAUCGCCGCCGGAAAUCCGACGCCCGAAAUCGCGUGGGAAUUGGACGGACGCCGACUUUCGAACAACGAUAGAUAUCAAAUUGGGCAAUACGUGACUGUCAACGGAGAUGUUGUUUCGAAUUUAAACGUAAGCGCGGCAAUCACCAAUGAUGGGGGUUUAUACAGGUGCAUCGCCAGCAGCAAGGUGGGAUCGGUCGAUCAUGCGGCUAGGAUUAACAUUUACGGACUUCCAUUUGUAAGAUCCAUGGAAAAACAGGCGAUUGUCGCUGGAGGAACUUUAAUUGUACAUUGCCCUGUCGCCGGUUACCCCAUCGACACCAUCGUAUGGGAGAGAGACGGACGCGUUUUACCUAUCAACCGAAAACAGAAGGUCUUUCCCAAUGGAACUCUUAUCAUUGAAAAUGUGGAACGAGCUUCUGACCAGGCAUCAUACACUUGCGUCGCGAAAAAUAGUCAAGGUUACAGCGCACGAGGAUCGUUGGAAGUUCAAGUUAUGGUUUCACCACGCAUUUCGCCAUUUUACUUUGAAAAUAAUCCGUUACAUGCUGGCCAGUAUACACAAGUCACGUGUUUGGUAUCGGAAGGCGACUUACCUUUGGAUAUAAUCUGGAUGUUGAAUGGUAAAAGUUUGGAGAGCUUUCCAGAGGUGUCCAUAUCAAAGAUUGGCAAAAGAAGCUCGAUAUUAUCGAUCGAAUCGGUUUCCUACACUAAUGUCGGAAACUAUACCUGCGAAGCUAGAAAUAAGGCUGGACUGGCUACUCACACCGUGCAUCUUCAAGUGAAUGUACCUCCGAGAAUCACACCCUUUACGUUUGAAGACAACCCCCUGCACGCGGGUCAAUUCGCGCAGGUCAAUUGUAAAAUCACAGAAGGAGAUUUGCCUCUAACAAUUGAAUGGAAGUUUAACAAUGAAUCUUUAAAAAGCCAUCCCGAGGUAUCGGUUGUGAAAAUCGGCCAACGGAGCUCGGCGCUUAGCAUAGACUCUGUUUCGCACACCAACGCGGGCAGCUACACGUGCGAAGUAAAGAACGAAGGAGGAUUCGCCAUCUAUCAGGCGCAGCUAUUAGUUAACGUUCUACCUCAUAUUGUACCUUUUCAUUUUGGGGAUUCCCCAAUAUUUUUGGACCAAGCUGUUCAAGUAACUUGCUUAGUGUCGGAAGGAGAUAUGCCUUUAGAAAUAUUCUGGAAUUUUUCUGGGAACGAUGUCACCAUAACUAAGAUCGGAAAUAAGGCUAAGUUGCUCUUUAUCGACUCUGUAACUGCGGCUCACAGUGGAGAUUACAGUUGCACUGCUAAAAAUAAGGCAGGGAGUGUUCGUUACACGGCUACUUUAGCUAUUUACGUUCCGCCAAGAUGGAUAUUAGAACCUACUGAUAAAGCAUUCGCUCAAGGUUCUGAUGCAGCAGUUGAAUGUAAGGCCGACGGCUUCCCCAAGCCUUCUGUGACAUGGAAACGGGCUACGGGAGUCGCGCCUGGAGACUAUAAAGAUUUUAAACCCAAUAAUCCCGAUAUUAAGGUCGAAGAAGGCACUUUAAUGAUUAAUAACAUUCAGAAAAACAAUGAGGGAUAUUAUUUAUGUGAGGCGGUUAAUGGAAUUGGUUCUGGCCUUUCAGCUGUGAUACUCAUCAGCGUUCAAGCUCCACCCCAAUUCGAUAUAAAACUGCGCAAUCAAACUUCCAGACGAGGCGAUCCCGCCGUUUUGCAAUGUGAAGCUAAAGGGGAAAAACCAAUUGGCAUUUUAUGGAAUAUCAAUAACAAACGUUUAGAACCCAAAGGAGACGCUCGUUACACAAUCAGAGAAGAAAUUUUGCCGACGGGAGUUAUUUCUGACCUAAGUAUUAAACGCACCGAUCGAUCCGAUACCGCUUUAUUCACUUGCGUGGCAACAAACGCCUUUGGCAGCGACGAUACUAGUAUUAAUAUGAUAGUGCAGGAGAUUCCCGAAGUACCGUACGGUCUAAAAGUGCUGGAUAAAUCUGGUCGCACCGUACAGUUGUCGUGGGUCGCACCGUAUGAUGGUAACACGCCAAUUACAAGAUACGUAAUCGAAUACAAACAAAGCAAGCUCGCCUGGGAAGGGGGAAUGGAAAGGGUACUGGCGCCAGGAGACCAAACUGAAGCAGGGAUUUUUACACUGAAACCAGCCACCACAUAUCACAUUCGGAUUGUCGCCGAGAACGAAAUCGGUUCAAGCGAACCUUCAGACACGGUCACUAUUAUUACGGCAGAAGAAGCACCCAGUGGUCCACCAACGUCAAUUCGAGUCGACGGCAGUGAUCAACAUUCCCUAAGAGUUUUCUGGAAACCACCCGCGCGCUCCGACUGGAAUGGAGAGAUAUUAGGAUACUAUGUCGGCUACAAGCUUGCUUCAUCAGAUAAACCGUACUUAUUCGAAACCGUGGAGUUUGUGCGGGAAGAAGGAAAAGAGCACCACUUGGAGGUAACAAAUUUGAAAACUUACACUCAAUACUCGAUCGUCGUACAAGCUUUCAACAAAGUUGGUGCCGGACCAAUGUCCGAAGAUAUCAAAGCGUACACUGCCGAAGGAACUCCUGAACAACCCCCACAUGAUACCACCUGCACUACUUUAACAGCGCAAACCAUUCGCGUGUCAUGGACUUCUCCUCCACUUAGCUCUGCCAAUGGUAUUAUCAAGGGGUAUAAAGUCAUUUAUGGUCCAUCUGACUCUUGGUAUGAUGAAAGCACAAAGGAUACCAAAAUAACUGCUUCAAGUGAAACAAUCUUGCACGUUUUGAAGAAAUACACCAAUUAUACGAUGCAGGUUCUAGCCUACACCUCCGGAGGGGACGGCGUUCGCAGUAAUCCAAUUCAUUGCCAAACUGAACAAGAUGUACCCGAAGCACCUGUCGCAAUUAAGGCUUUAGUUAUGUCGACCACUUCGAUUUUGGUGAGUUGGAAACCACCUCAGGAACCGAACGGUAUUGUCGAGCUAUACACCGUAUACGUAAGGGAGGUCGGCUUGGCGGAGGCUGAAGAAGUUAUUUCCGAAUCGACGCCGAAAACCCAAAAGAUCGCGCCGAAUAUUAAAAAUCAAAAUUUGAGUUUCCAGGCCAAAGAUUUAGACAAUAAGCUCAAGUACGAAUUCUGGGUGACCGCCUCGACCAACAUCGGGGAAGGGCAAGCGUCGAAGAGCGUCGUCAUGGCUCCCAGUGCCAGAGUUCCGGCCAAAAUUGCAUCGUUCGAUGACACAUUUGUAACGACCUAUAAAGAAGAUGUGACUCUUCCAUGUUUGACAGUAGGCGUUCCACAACCCGUUAUCACCUGGAAAAUUAAAGGCAUUAUUUUCGGGAGCAGCGAGCACAUUCGUCAACAACCCGACGGUUCCUUAUUCUUGCGUGACGUCACGCGCACUGACGCAGGCGAAUACUCUUGCCACGUUGAAAAUUCUUUCGGCCAAGACUCAGUGACUCACCAACUCAUUGUAAACUCACCGCCUCGCUCGCCUCAAGUUACCCUAACUUCUACGACCACCAACUCGCUGACAGUUAAGAUUAAGCCUAGCACCGACGAUAGUGAGCCCAUCCACGGUUAUACCAUUCACUACAAGCCUGACUUUGGAAAUUGGGAAACGGUCCAAAUUGACAGCCAAACUCAAAAGUACACUCUGGAAAAUUUACUUUGCGGCACUCGCUACCAAGUACAAGUCACCGCUUACAACAGCAUCGGUACCGGGGAUCCAUCCGAUAACUUGAACACACGAACUCGCGGCGACAAGCCCGGAAUACCGUCCGCAGAUAAAUUCAUCGAAGUAUUGUCGAACAAUGUCGUCUUGCAUCUCGACGCGUGGUCCGACGGCAGUUGCCCGAUGCUUUAUUUCGUCAUCGAACAGAAAAAGAAGACAAGUAACGAGUGGAUUCAGGUCGCUAACAGUGUAAAACCGCGCGGUAAUUUCCUGCUUUCCGAACUCGAUCCCGCCGUAUGGUACCAUCUGAGGGUGACCGCACAUAAUAACGCCGGAACUAAUGUGGCCGAAUACGAAUUUGCCACGCUGACGUUGACUGGAGGAACCGUAGCGCCCGCUCGUGAAUCGCCCGACGCCAAGUUACUUUUCCCUUGGCUACCCGACUGGAUCGAUUUAAACAUCGUCGUGCCGGUAGUCGCUACGGUCACUGUUAUUUUUGUCGGGAUAAUUGUCAUUUGCGUUGCGUUGUCGAGAAGAUCACACGGACCGCAGCAAACUCGUCUGCGUGGUGAUUAUGAUGUUGUUUAUAACCAGUCAGUAAAUGCAACGUCAACAUUGGACAAGAGGCGACCAGAUUUACGAGAUGAGCUCGGUUACAUCGCACCACCGAACAGGAAGCUACCGCCAGUGCCCGGCUCAAACUACAACACCUGCGAUCGCAUCAAGCGAGGACCUCAUUAUCGUACUCAUUCAACUUGGGACCCUCGAAGACACCUUUAUGAAGAGUUAAGCAACCGCAGAGGCUCUAACGAAACUAUCCACACUCAUAGAGGCAUGGAUGACGAAAUCUGCCCGUAUGCCACCUUCCAUCUGCUUGGUUUUCGCGAAGAAAUGGAUCCCAGCAAGGUACAACAGUUCCAAACGUUCCCCCAUCCUCAUUCCGGCACAAUGGGACCGUCCGGCAUGAAUACACCCCAUCAGUUACAUUCGCGUUCAGGAUCACAAUCGAUGCCACGAUCUAAUCGCCGUUACGAUCGAACUGGAUCUCAAGGAAACGGCAGCAUUUACUCUCCCGGACCCGAAUACGACGACCCCGCCAACUGCGCCCCCGAAGACGAACAGUACGGAUCCCAAUACGGCGGAUACAAUGCACCGUACGAUCAAUAUGGUAGUCGCGGUUCCAUUGGACGCCGCUCAAUGGGUUCGUUACGCUUACAACCUGGCAACACCAGCCCCGAACCUCCACCACCGCCGCCACGCAAUCACGACCAAUCAUUCAACGAUUCCAAAGAUAGUAACGAAAUCUCAGAAGCCGAAUGUGAUCGAGACCAGCUCAUUAAUAGUCGCAAUUACGGAGAAAAGGAAGAGGUAAUGAGAGGUAGUACAAAGGAUGGCAUGUCCCACGAAGAAAUGCGCAAACUGAUUGAGAGAAACGAAGCAGGGCACCAAACCACCAGUCUCAACGGGGGACUCACAACCUACGAUACUGUGGCAGUGUAAUCUGUAAACCCCCAACGAGAUUAUUAUUACAACGUUUUGUGACGUCGUCGAUCCCUAAUCGAUCAUGUCACGAAACCGCACCGAGUGUUUAUAAAAAUAUUUGCGACAUCGUUUUUGGAGACUGACAUUUAGUUAAUUUUUUAUACGCUACGCUAAUUUUUAAUUCCGCCACAAAUUUCGUACCGUUUGUACUGAUAUUUUUAUAAAUACUCGAAAUUUUUUUUUUAUCGCGUAUUAACCAAAAAAUAGAUUGGAUAUUAAGAAAGAAACACAUUUUGCCAGUAGGUUUUUUUUUGUUUUUAAUUUAGUUAUGUACAUUGGCUCAAUGUGUCAUGUGAUAUUUUGAGGUUUGUGACUAUAUUGUGUUUGGCUUGUUUGGUUUUAACGAAUCUGUGGUUGAUCAAGUGCUCGUGCCAAAAUUGAUUGAUCAGAUUGCAGGCAUAGGUGCUUUGUAUAGGUAUAGCUUCCUUAUCGAGCUAAGGUUGUUUUAUUUUCGUUAAAUAUAGAUGUAGGAUUGGCCGGUUUAUGGACAUUUCAUGUUUUUUGAUGUUUGAAGGUUGUGCAACGCCAAUCGUUUCGCUUUUUUUGUGUGAUAUAAGCUUCACACGAAUUUUUUUCUGUUGUUUGUAAUUAGUAUUUAUAUUAAUACAUACUACAUACAUAUAUAUACUUAUAAAAACGAUAUCAGUGUUUAUAUAGUUAAAAUAUAUAAUAGAAGAAGCAUGCAAAAUUAAGAAUUCCUACUUAGUCGAUACAAAAAGAACUCUCUAAAUGGCGGCUCAAGUAGUGUCGACAUUUUUUUUUAUUUUAUCCAUUUGGAGUGAACCAUUUUGUGUCUACUGUAAUAUUUGUACCCCUUUUGAAUAUACACAGCUUGUUCUCCCAAGAUGUUUUAGAGUAUACUAUAUAGCUUCUAUGUAUUUGAACAUUAUGGCACAAUACUUCAUAAGUUACAAGAUAGGAAACACACGGAGAGGUGUUUACAGUUAAUUAUACAACAUUUAAUCUAACUAAGUUCCUAUAGAUUCCAAUCCUUGUGUUUAAGAGAAAUUGGUUACCCAUUAAAUUAAAUUCCAUUUUUGCCGAUUGACAAAAAUUGGCGCGCAAAUUUAGUUGAGGAGCCAUAGUGUAGAUGUAAUUGUAAGUGUGCGAUUAUAUAAUCUUAGCUGUAAGUUAGUGGAUUUUCAAAAAUGUUAUUAUCAAAAUUCUUCAAGCUUCCAAUAUGUAAUACCUAUACUUCUAGCAAUAUUUUUAUUACUCACACGAAAACAUUUUUUAUUCGCAACGUUUUUUAUUCGACUUUGUGCUCUUUUGUAUUGGAAUUGUAAGAUAUUAAUUCACAGUAUCUGUCAAAGUGUUUGAGGUGACUGAUCUUUAUUCUCAGUUCACUUUUUGUUGAGGUUUAAUUGAUCUUUGUGCAUGCCAUAAUAUUUAGUGUAAUAAGUCACCCAAAUCACUUUGGCAAUGUGAAUUUUAACUCAUUAUAAAUGUACCAAAGUUGUAUUUCUUUACAUUAUUAAUUAAAGACUUAUUAAUUUUA